AUGACCUCACAAUCACCAAGGUGGUGCCCAGCCCCCCGCUGCAGUUCAGUCCACCAUGCCGACCACCCUGGGGCUGCUGCUCAGCCUUGCUCUCCCUGUGCUGGGGACCUAUGUUUCCAUCAGCUGCCCCGGCCACAAGCAGUGCCAACAGGCCCUACUCUCUGGUAAUGACAUCCUUCUGCACUGCAGCUCCCCUGGGGCAUAUUGGUACUACUUCGUGACAGAGGAGGCCAGCCAGCCCAUCAACCUCUCCAAAGUUCCCAAUGUAGAAAUACUACCUCAGGGCAGCCUUGUCAUCAGAAGUCCGCUGCCAUCCCAGACGGGCUUCUACAGCUGCCAGAACGAGAACGGCACUCAAGUGGUGCAGUACGAGAUCGACUUCCAGGAUGUCACCACCCUACAUAUUACUCACAAAGACCUGGGUCAAAAACCCCUGGAAAAUGAGACCCUGAGCCGAGGUGAGGGGACAAUCAUCUUCACCCGCUGGGAGCCCUGGCAGGACUGUAACCGCUGCGGGGAGCCAGGAGAGCGCAAACGCCUGGGGUACUGCUACAUCCAGGAGCCGCUGGCCGAGGCCAUGCCCUGCUGGCUCUAUCUGGAAGAGAUGAAGGUGUGGUCCAGCCGCAUGAGGCCCGAGCUCCAAAUAGAAGCCUGCCUUGAACAGUGCAAAACUUCUGGUUUCCACUGGGAAUAUGUCACCUUUGACAGCUUCAGUUUCAAUGAGGAGUCAGACUCUGUGUGGCUCACCUGCCCCUCAGGAUCCAUGUACAGGCCCGUCAUCUGGGAAGCCAACAACACUCCCUUGACCUGGCGCAUCCAGCUCUCUGGUCAGGACUUCAGCACCGUCAUGGACUCCUCCAAUGGUGGUAGCCGGCUGCAGGUCUUCCAGCCUGCCAUUUACUCGUGCUUUGUGCAGCAGGAGCUCAUGGCUCGAUUCAACCCCACAUCCAACCCAGAGGUGCUGGAGGCUCAGAGGACAGUGGAAGCUGGACGGCGGCAAGAGGCAAGGAAGGCCGACUCCGUCCUCAGGGGACUAAAGCUCAUGCUGCUAGUGGGCACAGUCCUGGUCCUGGUCGGGGCACUCUUCAAGGUCCUCCGCCCUUCCCAGGGCAAAAAGUGCGAUCAGGUACUGCUGGUGAAAUAA
Loxodonta africana (African savanna elephant) is the source of this 1144-nucleotide messenger RNA. Its product is annotated as protein FAM187B-like. Bases 56 to 1144 code for a protein of 362 amino acids. NCBI's taxonomy places the organism in Eukaryota, Metazoa, Chordata, Mammalia, Proboscidea, Elephantidae. The record is from RefSeq and is a predicted model, not a curated record. The transcript is spliced from 2 exons.